Molecule: messenger RNA, 564 nt
Organism: Neopelma chrysocephalum (saffron-crested tyrant-manakin)
Lineage: Eukaryota; Metazoa; Chordata; Aves; Passeriformes; Pipridae
Product: BTB/POZ domain-containing protein KCTD9-like
Exons: 2
Coding region: 187-564 (125 amino acids)
Source: RefSeq, a predicted model, not a curated record
CUGGAGAGGGCUGACCUGUCAGGCUCUGUGCUGGAUGGAAGAGCUGCUGCAGCUUGGGAGGGCUGGGCUUGUGUUAACAGAGAGGAGCUGGAACAAACAGAGCGGUGUAAAACAUCGAGUUCUUAAAUAUAUUCUAGAGUUGUUCUGGUUCCCAAAGCUUUUACACUUCCUCACAGUAAUGAUUUAAUGGGAUUGACUCCCAAAGCAGAAAUUAAAAGUGUCUUCUUGAUUGUCUUUGGUGUUGUUCUUCCGGCUCUCACUGACUCCUGUCUGUGCCAGUGUGCCAACCUGCCAGGGGUGAAGAUGCUGCGCUCCAAUGCAGAGGGAGCGUCCCUGAAAGGCUGCAACUUUGAGGACCCAUCAGGCCUUAAAGAUAAUCUGGAAGGUGCCAACCUGAAAGGAGUGGCCAUGGAGGGCAGUCAGAUGACAGGAAUUAACCUCCGAGUUGCAACGCUGAGAAACGCCAAACUAAAGAACUGUAACCUCGGGGGAGCAACGUUGGCAGGAACUGAUUUGGAAGUGAGUUGGGAUUCAUUUUCCAUCCUAUUCCUUUCUAUCCUGUAG